UCACUUUAUCAUCCUCUCUCUAUCCCCACCGAAACCCUAGCCCCCAAAUCAGAAACCCCUAAUUUGCACUCUCUCUCUCUAAUAGUAUUUUCACCAUGGCGAAAAAGCGAAAAACCAGAGCUUCAGAAUCAACACAAUCAGUUGAAGACAUUAAACAAGAACCCGAUGUUGUUGAAGAACCCGAACCCGAGGCCGCACAUGAAGAAGAAGUAGAAUACGAAGAAGAAGAAGAAGAGACAGUACAAGAAGAAGACGAAGAAGAACCAGAUCCCGAAGAUGAAGAUAACGAUGAUGAAGAAGAAGAAACACCUGGAUCUGGAAACGACGCCGUUAAGUCUGUUAACGACCAACAACAACUUAACGGUGGCGAUGAGGUUAAAAAGGAAGGGGAUGAAGAGGAUUUGGAAGAUGAGCCACUUGAGAAGCUUCUAGAACCUUUCACAAAGGAUCAACUUACAGCUCUUAUCAAAGAAGCUUUAGCUAAAUACCCUGAUUUCAAAGAAAAUAUUCAAAAAUUGGCUGAUAAAGAUCCGGCACACAGGAAAAUCUUUGUGCACGGCUUAGGUUGGGAUACCACGGCCGAAACCUUGACUAGUGUGUUUGGAAAGUAUGGGGAAAUUGAGGAUUGUAAAGCAGUUACUGAUAAGGUUUCGGGUAAAUCAAAAGGUUAUGGCUUUAUAUUGUUUAAACAUCGAAGUGGUGCUAGGAAAGCUUUGAUUGAACCACAGAAGAAAAUUGGUACAAGAAUGACUUCUUGCCAGCUGGCAUCUGCCGGGCCUGUCCCGGCCCCGCCACCUACUGCUGCAGCUCCAUCGGUUUCGGAGUAUACACAAAGGAAGAUUUUUGUUAGCAAUGUGGCUGCUGAUCUUGAUCCUCAAAAGUUGUUGGAGUUUUUCUCAAAGUUUGGUGAAGUUGAGGAAGGUCCACUUGGAUUGGAUAAGCAAACUGGGAAGCCUAAGGGGUUCUGUUUGUUCGUUUAUAAGAGUGUUGAGAGUGCAAGAAAGGCAUUAGAGGAGCCACAUAAGAGCUUUGAAGGGCAUACACUUCAUUGUCAGAAGGCGGUUGAUGGGCCAAAGCAUAACAAGAAUUACUAUCAGCAGCACCAGCCGCAGUCACAACAGCAUUACCCUCAGCAUCAUCAUCAACAACAGUAUUAUCAGCAUCCUGCCAAGAAGGGGAAAUAUUCAGGUGGCAGUGGCAGUGCAGGAGGAUCAACUGGGCAUUUGAUGGCGCCAUCAGGGCCUGCACCUGUGGGAUACAAUCCUGCUGUUGCAGCUGUGACCCCAGCUCUUGGGCAGGCACUGACGGCCCUGUUAGCUACCCAAGGAGCUAAUUUGGGGAUUGGGAAUUUGCUUGGAGGUCUUGGUGGGCCAGUGAAUCCUCAGGGUGUGCCACCGGCGAUGAACAAUGCAACAGGAUAUGGUGCCCAGGGUGCUGUUGGUGGCUAUGGAGCUCAGCCAGGGAUGCAGUACCAAAACCCACAGAUGCAGGGUGGUGCUAGACCACAAGGUGGUGGUGCACCUUACUCAGGCUAUGGAGGUCACUAGGAAAACUUAAGGUAUCAGUAGUGCAAUGGUUGUACUUCCAAGGAAGUGGGUGGAAUCCAAACAAGGGUAUGAUGCAAGAAACACUCCUUGUAGCUCUGAUGUUUUGCAUCCGGGGGCUGAUCUGGUUCUCCUGUCACUUGAAGUAGAAGUCUGGUCAAGAUGGAUGCCCGGUCAGAUAUGCAGUAUUUUAGUAUUGUUUCUACUCUGAGGACUUUGUGUUGUAUUGAUAUUUUAUAGAAUGAUGGCAAAAUGCAUAUAGGACAUGACAUUUUUGGCAUGAGGUGGUGAUAACUUCCAGUUCUGUCAUGGAGAAGCCUUCUCCCAAUUCUAAACCAGCAUGACGAUUUGGUUGAGUAGAAUUCUGUUUGCUUCGUACUCAUCAAAGUUGGGGAAAGAACGAAGUAAAUGUUCUUGUCCUGAGGAAAAUGGAUGUAUAAGAAAUCAACUAUGAAAAGUGGGAUGAGCUAGGCUUUGCUUCUCUUGAUCUCUAAUCACCUUCUAACAUGGAAGUUUGUCACUGUAGUUUUGAGUUUCUAGGUUUGAAUCACAUUUACUAGCAUUGAAAUAUUGUUAGAAUUGGGGCAAGGGAAGGCAGGUUAAUAGCUCUAACAUCUUCUGUGCUCUAGUUAUGAGUUUCUUCA
Lycium barbarum (goji berry) is the source of this 2188-nucleotide messenger RNA. Its product is annotated as UBP1-associated protein 2A-like. NCBI's taxonomy places the organism in Eukaryota, Viridiplantae, Streptophyta, Magnoliopsida, Solanales, Solanaceae. The record is from RefSeq and is a predicted model, not a curated record. The transcript is spliced from 5 exons. Gene Ontology annotation, molecular function: RNA binding. Bases 96 to 1547 code for a protein of 483 amino acids.